AUGGAAAAGAAAUCAUCACAGGUUAAAAACCACAAAAAUUUAGAUGUCAAAUCCAAUCAGAAAAUUAAAACAAAGCCAGAAACAACAGCUCAACCAGCUCACCAUUCGCAAGCUUGCAACAUCAUGUAUGACGUAGAGAAAUUAAAAACGCAACUUGAUGCACUCUUUGAAGGUAACCCAAAUGAUCCUGAAUAUCAAAAUAAUGCAAAUAAAUUAAAAGAAAUCAAAACAUUUCUUGAAAAUGAAACAAAUGAUUCGACGAGACAGGAAAAUCCUUCAAAAAUAUUUCCAGACAUCAUCAAUGUUAAUUUAGACGAAAGUCUGCUUUGCGUCGUUGAUCAAAUUAUAAAAUUGUAUGAAGUUAUGAAAGAAUAUUUUCAAAAUCAAAGACAAUAA
Molecule: messenger RNA, 396 nt
Organism: Clunio marinus
Lineage: Eukaryota; Metazoa; Arthropoda; Insecta; Diptera; Chironomidae
Source: the annotation of a GenBank genome assembly